Messenger RNA from Plectropomus leopardus (leopard coralgrouper), 804 nucleotides. The record is from RefSeq and is a predicted model, not a curated record. NCBI's taxonomy places the organism in Eukaryota, Metazoa, Chordata, Actinopteri, Perciformes, Serranidae.
AUGGCCGACCUUUCUUUCGUGCUGCGUAGGGACUCACAUCAGGGAGACGUGGAGAGAUUCAUGAGCGUGAGCAGAGACCGGGAGGCCGGCCGUGAGGAGGAGUUGAUACUCACUGUCGUUCUGUUGGUCAGGUUUGCCAUCAAACUGCUGGAGGACGUGGUUUUCUUCGUGGCUGACGUCAUCAACAGCGGCCAGCCGGUCCUGGAUGUAGUCAUGACCAAAGCCAACCGAGAGAGACAGAAACUGAUGAGAGAGCAGAACAUCCUCAAACAAAUCUUUGGCAUCCUGAAGGCUCCCUUCAAGGACCGCGGGGGAGGGGAGGGUCCUCUGCUGCGUCUGGAGGAGCUGGCGGACCAGAAGAACUCUCCGUACCAGUACAUGUUCAGACUCUGCUACAGAGUCCUCCGACACUCGCAGGAGGACUACCGCAAGAACCAGGAGCAUAUAGCCAAGCAGUUCGGUGUGAUGCAGAGUCAGAUUGGCUAUGACAUCCUGGCUGAGGACACCAUCACCGCGCUGCUGCACAACAACCGCAAACUGCUGGAGAAACACAUCACCAAGACCGAGGUGGAGACCUUCGUCAGCCUCGUCCGUAAGAACCGAGAGCCCAGGUUUCUGGACUACCUGUCCGACCUGUGUGUGUCCAACAAUGUGGCCAUCCCCGUCACUCAGGAGCUCAUCUGUAAAUGUGUGCUGGACCCCAAAAACCAGGACAUCCUCAUCAAGACAGAACGUCGCGUCCCCAGAGAGUCGCCACCUGGUGGAGAGUACAUGGGGAUGGACGACUACGGAGACGAGGACGAG